ACAUUUUUGCUGUGCUUGUAUUGUUCUAACUUUCACGUGAAUGGUUAAUGCAACUUGAUGUUUGUUUCCUUGGGCUUUACUUUUUUCUUUUUUUCACAAAUUGAUUUAUUUGACUGCAAUAUUAUUUGUUGUAGUUCUUUGUUUUUCUAGUCUCAAAGUUCUUGUUUUACUAUUUAUGUAAACUGGUUUCAAAAUGUUUAUUUUCUCUUUCUUUCAGUGGACUGUCCACAUCCCAACUGCACAGGUCAUGGUUACUGCACAUCUGAAGGAAUUUGUCUCUGCAAACGUGGUUGGAAGGGGGCUGAUUGUUCUGUUACUGACAGUGAUGCUCUUCAAUGCCUUCCAAACUGCUCCGGUCAUGGCUCUUUUGACUUAGAAACACAGACUUGUACUUGUGAACGAAUGUGGUCAGGAGAUGACUGUUCGAAAGAAUUGUGUGAUAAGGACUGUGGACCACAUGGUCACUGUAUGCGAUUCUGGAUGGUCAGGAGAAUAUUGUAUGCUUAAACAGUGUGAUCAGAGGUGCAAUGAACAUGGUCAAUGUAAAAAUGGAACUUGCCUCUGUGUCACUGGCUGGAAUGGUAAGCACUGUACGAUGGAAGGCUGUCCAAAAGGUUGCACUGGUCAUGGCCAAUGUCGAGUCAAUGGAGAGGGCUUAUGGGAAUGUCGUUGCUAUGAAGGCUGGGAUGGGAAAGACUGCAGUGUACCUCUUGAGCAAAGUUGUUCUGACCAGCGAGAUAAUGAUAAAGACAAUCUUAUAGAUUGUCAAGAUCCUGAAUGUUGUACGAACCCUCAGUGCAGGUCGUCUCAGUUAUGUAUUACUUCCCCUAAACCAAUUGACAUUUUGCUUCGGAAACAACCUCUAGCCAUUACAGCAUCAUUCUUUGAACGCAUGAAGUUUCUUAUUGAGGAAGGGAGUUUACAGCGAUAUGCCAAGCAAGAGGCCUUAAAUGAAAG
Frankliniella occidentalis (western flower thrips) is the source of this 957-nucleotide messenger RNA. RefSeq names its product teneurin-m. Gene Ontology annotation, biological process: motor neuron axon guidance. NCBI's taxonomy places the organism in Eukaryota, Metazoa, Arthropoda, Insecta, Thysanoptera, Thripidae. The record is from RefSeq and is a predicted model, not a curated record.